This is a messenger RNA of Morchella importuna, 1305 nucleotides long. RefSeq lists its product as uncharacterized. The transcript is spliced from 2 exons. Bases 1 to 1305 code for a protein of 434 amino acids. Lineage: Eukaryota; Fungi; Ascomycota; Pezizomycetes; Pezizales; Morchellaceae. The record is from RefSeq and is a predicted model, not a curated record.
AUGGAGGAUAUUUCAUCCAUGCACGGCCUAGAUAUGAACCGGGGCCCUCUCUCCCCUCCCCCGACUGCCCGGCCUCGGCCCGGGACCGGGAACGGGAGUAUAACGCCUCCCGAAGCACCUCUCAAGCGUUCUCUAUCCCUCCCUCGAACACGCCUCUCGCUCUCUUUCCCCGUGCUUCCUGCCGGCUCUAACUUCUCUCCCCGUGGCGCCCCGCCAUCUCCCGUAUACUCGCCAAAGCACCAGCACCACGAUGUGGAUAAACCUGUCACACCAGAUGAUCCAAUGGCCUUUCUGACUGCUCUUGCAGCCCAGGAACGACGAGUGUUGGAGCUGAAGGAAGAGCUGGGGAAGGCCGAGACAGAGCUUGGCCGGUUAAAGAGGCAGUGGGCGGUCCAUGAAGCAACCAUGAAGUUACAUGAGAUCACACCAACAGAGAGGCUACGGCCAUUGAAUACGUCGAUUGCUGCAGCAGAAGUAGGAGUACAUAGCCCAGGGCGAGAGCAGUAUCAGGCAAAAGUGAGCUCGGUGACCGGGAGGAAGGUAUCAAGCCAGAGACACACGAGGACCCUCAGUUUACUCGCAGGGAGUAGAGACGAUACACCGCCGGCGCUGGUCAAACGGCAUACUGUUGCUCACUCGGCAUCGAGCUCACAUUCGGAUGCGGACAGGGAAAAGAGGAACAGUCAAGAUGCGUUGUUGAGGACGGGGAAGCAGAUGGCAGAGGACUUUAAGGAAGGAUUAUGGACCUUCAUCGAGGACCUCCGGCAAGCAACCGUCGGCGAUGAAGCCAUCAGUUCGACGGUAAACAGCACUGGGAUUCGUGCAUCACCCCACGGCACCAGAUCUACAUCACCAAGGGUAUCAAUAAGGAGUGGCUCACCUGCCAGCAGCCUUAAAAGGGAGAGAAGGAGGGAGGAGUCCCUAAUCGAUUUUGGAGACGACGACAGCAAAUCUACUACGAACCGGAUCGAUGAGGAGGAGAACUUACUACUCGAUCACCCCUCAUCCGCAUCCUCUUCUUCCAACGUACGGUGGAGCACCAGCACCGCCAAUUCCGACACCUUGGUGUCGUCGUCGUCGCGCUCAAGCACGCCUAGGACAAGCACAAGUUCUACAACAUCAAACGCAAUCUGGAAUCAGGCCGUGGUGGCUACAACACUGAAGAAGGCUACGGCUUUAGUUGAAAAGGUCGAGAAGAGCCUUGCACCGUUGCCAGCUACAGGAGCCGGGUCGACGGGAUAUUAUGAGGGCAAACAGGGCGAAUUGAGGGCAAGGCCGAAGACGGUUGGAAAGAAAAAUGCAUGA